Lethenteron reissneri (Far Eastern brook lamprey) is the source of this 1973-nucleotide messenger RNA. RefSeq names its product cellular communication network factor 4 (gene CCN4). Gene Ontology annotation, molecular function: heparin binding; integrin binding. Lineage: Eukaryota; Metazoa; Chordata; Hyperoartia; Petromyzontiformes; Petromyzontidae. Gene Ontology annotation, biological process: positive regulation of cell differentiation; cell adhesion; signal transduction. Gene Ontology annotation, cellular component: extracellular matrix; extracellular region. The record is from RefSeq and is a predicted model, not a curated record.
AGCGCGGCGCCUCUUCGCAUUUGGGAAGAGUCGCGGUUGUCCACGCACCCCGCCGCCGCAGACAGCGGACAACAUCAUCCCCACUCUCCAUCCAGGUGCCCUGCGCGCCCGCUCUCCUCGUCGACUGCAUGAGCUCCACACAACACACUCCCACCCCCUGGAGGUUCACACAUGAGCCGGCUGCUCUUUGUGUUUGCCCGUGGUCGAAGUUUUGCGCAGACGGCUCAAUUUGACCCCAAGUGCGAAGAGAUUGUUUCGUGUGUGUUUUUUUUAUUGGCGGCAUCUGCAAGCAACAUCGUUAGCAGCAGCAUCAUCAUCAGCAGCAGCAGCAUCAGCAGCGUGCGCCUCCACGUUAUGCGGUGCGCGGAUGGUGCGGGGAUCCUGGACGCGAGAUGAGACGGAAUUCUGAGUCCAACUCAUUCCUUCUGCUCGUGGUGGUCGCGCUCCAGGCCUGCAUGGUGGGCGCCUUCGUGGGCAACAUGACCGGGACGGCCGAGUCUACGGUGGAGAGCAGCGUCACCUCAUCCACCUCAUUGAUCUCAUCCACCUCAUCGACCACCUCUUCUUCUACCACGCAAAUUCCGGUAGCGCUGGCGCCGCAGGCACCGCAGGCACCGUCCAACGAGCUGCACCCGUCCGAGCGCCGUCAGUUCUGCGAGUGGCCCUGCCGGUGCCCCGCGCUGCCCCCGCGCUGCCCUCCGGGCGUGAGCCUGGUGACGGACGGCUGUGGCUGCUGCAAGACGUGCGCGCGUCAGGGCGGAGAGCGCUGCACCGAGGCAGACACGUGCGACUAUCACAGGGGCCUCUACUGUGACUACUCCGGGGACAGACCUAGGUACGAGAUAGGCGUUUGUGCAUACAUCAUCGGCGUCGGCUGCCGCCUCAAUGGCGAGCACUACCAGAACGGGCAGACGUUCCAGCAGAGCUGCCGCUACCGGUGCACGUGUGUGAACGGCGCCAUCGGCUGCGUGCCCGUGUGCACGCACGAGUCGCGCCCACCGCUUGUGUGGUGCCAGCGGCCGCGGCGCGUCGCCGUGCCGGGGAAGUGCUGCGAGCGCUGGGUUUGCGACGACAUCCGCGCCAAGAUCAGGAAGUCCGUGCCCAAGCACCUCGCUCUGGCAGUGUUCCGAGACGAGCGCGAGGAAGACACCCUGUGGAGGAGCAACUGUCUGGUGCAGACAACAUCGUGGAGCCCGUGCUCUGAAACGUGCGGCCUGGGAAUCUCGACGCGCAUCACCAACCACAACGCGGCCUGCAGCAUGAACCGCGAGCGCCGCCUCUGCUACGUGCGGCCCUGCGAGACCAACGGAACGCACAGCAUCCGGGAGGGACGCAGCUGCCAGAGGGAGUACCGCUCGCGACACCCCGUGCGCCUCGAGCUGUCCGGCUGCACUAGCGUCGUCAGCUACCUGUUCAAGUUCUGCGGGGGCUGCCGCGACGGGCGCUGCUGCGACCCGUACCGCACCGCCACCAUCAGCGCCGAGUUUACCUGCCCCGACGGAACGCGAACCAAGUGGCAGCUCAUGUGGAUCAACUCAUGCCGAUGCCACAGGCUCUGCCGGAACCCUAACGACAUCUUUGCCGACUUAGGAAACCACGAUGGUUUCAACGGGAUUGAAAACUGAGCCGUCCAUGACCAGGAAUGUGAAAUUGCUUUUGACCACACUUUUACUGUUUUGACAACGGCACGCAUUUAUAGAAGAGGGGGGUGAUGGCGUAAAGCCUCAGUGUCUCCCUGAGGUUCACAUGUGCUCUUUGUUUAUUACUCUACAGACACUUCAGUAUUGAGAUUCGAAAACCAACAUGAUCACAGGUUUGGGAAUCAACAACUACAGUGAUGGGAGUGUUCUUUCACCAGAGGGUAGUGUGUGACUGAAAAGCUUUGUGUUAAAGCUAGAUGAUAAUAUAAAUGCUAAGCAUGUGUAAACGGUUUUAUAUUUAGAUGUUUAUUAAACAACUGGUGCUUUAACAUA